Messenger RNA from Chenopodium quinoa (quinoa), 3586 nucleotides. Its product is annotated as crocetin glucosyltransferase, chloroplastic-like. NCBI's taxonomy places the organism in Eukaryota, Viridiplantae, Streptophyta, Magnoliopsida, Caryophyllales, Amaranthaceae. The transcript has 3 exons. The coding region runs from base 308 to 1996 and encodes 562 amino acids. The record is from RefSeq and is a predicted model, not a curated record. Gene Ontology annotation, molecular function: UDP-glycosyltransferase activity.
UUGAAGAACGUGCAUUCACUAAUAAGAAAAAUCUUGCAAAGUUACAAAUAAUAUCACAUCAAAUUAUCAUCCAUACUUUUAAGUUUGUAGUAGUGUAAUAGUACGUGUAUCACUAAUACACUGUACACUAUUAUAAAUAUCAUGUUAAUAAUAGUGUUAACCAUGAUUUUGAGACAUAAAAACACAAUAAUGCACCACUAAUACACAUUUAAGCCACAACUUAAAUAUCUUAUGAUACACAUACAACCAUUCACUUCACUUCUCAUCCAAAACAAUUUCUCUCAUAAAAACUCUUACACUUACUAUUAUGAGCAACCAAAAACACCAUCACCUCCUUCUCAUUGUUGCCUCGGCACAAGGCCACUUAAACCCCACUCUUCAACUUGCCAAGUGUCUCACACGCGCCUCCCCCUCCUUACACGUCACCUUCGCCACCACGGCCAAUGCCCGUGAUCGUAUCAACCUCCCCUCCACGGGAUCAAACCUCGACCAUCUAUCCUUUGCAACUUUCUCAACGGGGUUUGAUGAUGGCAUUAAGCCAUCGGAUGACCCGAAGACCGUGGCCAAAACAGCCAAGCGCGUGGUAUCCACCUCCCUACAUGAUCUCAUCAUCGCCCUCUCUAAUCAAGGCCGUCCGAUCGACCUUUUGAUCUAUUCCUUAAUGCUCCCUUGGGCUGCUGACGUGGCGCGUGAGCUUCACGUGCCCUCGGCUUUGUUGUUCAUCCAAUCAGCAACCACCUUUGCUAUUUAUAACCGCUGCUUUAACGGUAAUAACAGAAAUGAUAAUAAAAGCCCUCAAAUUUCCAUAGAAUUACCGGGUUUGCCACUGUUUGAAAGUACUGAUCUUCCUAGUUUUCUUUUGCCCUCAAGUCCACACUAUUUUGCUGCACCCACUAUUGAGGAUCACAUCAGAGCCCUUGAAAAAGAUCCCAAUCCAACGGUCCUCAUUAACUCAUUCGAUGCACUUGAAGAAUCCGUGUUAAUCAAUGCCGUUGAUCAUGAUCGUGAUCAUCGUGUAAAGAUGAUCACCAUCGGACCGUUGAUUCCUUCUGCCUUUUCGGAUAUGAUUGAUCCGUCCGAUACAUCGUACGGCUGUGAUUUGUUUGAGAGGUCUAGGGAGUACUUAACUUGGUUGGACAACAAAGUAGAGAAGUCGGUUAUAUACGUGUCAUUUGGGAGCAUGGCCGUUAUGAAAAGGAAGCAAAUUGAGGAAAUAUUGCAUGGGCUUGAAUUAACGGGCCGACCUUACUUGUGGGUAGUUAGGCCCAUGACCCAUAAUAAGAUUGUGGGGGAUGAAGAUGAGGUUGUUAUAGAUGAUCUAGUUAAAAACGGGCUUGGGCCGUUUGGUAGUAACCCGAAUGAAAAAGGGUUGAUUGUGCCUUGGUGCUCCCAAGUGGAAGUACUAAGUCACCCUACAAUAGGGUGUUUUGUGACACACUGUGGAUGGAAUUCGAUAUUAGAAGGUUUAGUCACGGGAGUGCCAAUGGUGGGGGUCCCACAGAUAUCGGAUCAACCUACCAAUGCAAAGUUGGUGGAGGAGGUAUGGCGAGUUGGAAUAAGAGCUAAAAAGAAUAACGGAGAGGGUACUAUUGUGGACCGAGAAGGGGUCAAACGGUGUGUGGAGACCGUAAUGGGAGAUGAAGAGAUUGGACAAGAGAUAAGGAGAAACACAAAGAAGUGGAUGGAGUUGGCCCUAGAAGCAAUUAUGGAAGGGGGUUCUUCCAACAAUAAUCUUGAAUGUUUCUUAGAGGGCCUUCAAAAUAGACAACUACAAGAGGAAGUAAUUUACCAAAUGGAAGGGCCCUUAAAAGAUAAAGAAUUACUAAUUGAGGAGAAAAUAAUUGAAAAUGGGGAACUUUUUGAAAAGAAAAGUUGCAUGCAAGAGAAAAGAGUAGCACCUUAUCAACUUUUAGAGAAGAAUAUUGAUUCCCUUGGAGAUGGAAAUCAUAGGAAAGCUAAGGAUAACGAACUUUUAUGUAAAGAAAACAUUGCUUGAAAGUUUAAAAUCAUGGAUUUAGGUAUGUAUUGAUGUUUCUAAUUAAGGGAUUUAUUUAAAGAAUCAAGCUUUCAUAGCUUAAGAAUCUAAUUUUCCAAGAAGGAAUAAUAUUUUAUUUUUUACUUAUAAAUGUGUUUUAGACUUUUAGUAUUAGUUAUUUAGUUGCCAUGAUAUUAUGGGUUUUGUCACAACGAAAACUCAACGAUAGAUGAUAAUUGUGUUGAAAUUCACUUUGAGCAACCGAUUUUUAGUGUAAUUAGUGAUGUUUGUAACCAGUUUUAUUGUAAAUGCAUGGUUGUAACUUAUUGUUCCAUUUAAUUAGCUUGCCUCUUUUAUAAUUUAUGAUACGAGGGGAUCGGAUCAUCAUCACCAAUAAACUAAUUUUUUUUUUUUUUUUUUUUUUUUGAAAACACUAAUAUCUUUUAUAUAACUACACAAUCAAUUUUACAAUUUUUAAUGACAAGCUUCUAAACUCUUAAUCCUUAAUUCCUAUUACCUGUUCUUUUAUUUUUAAUUUUAUUUUUUGAUUUUUAAACAACUAUAACUUAUCAUAACUUUCUACAUCAACACAAUAACUUCCUUUAAUAUACAUUAAUCUUUGCAUAUCAAAUUUGAGAAGAAAAAAAAAUCAAUUACAAUAACCGAUGAAUCAAUAAUUAAUACAUUCCGUGAUUUAGCAUGCAUAUGCUCUAAUAGAAAUGAAUAGAGCGGCUAAUAAUUUAAUAUAAUCAAUAUAGAAAUUUAUGUAAGUUUACAUGAAAAAAAAGUCAUACUCCGUAUAAGUCAAUACGUCAUACAAGUAUAGUGUUAAUCCAAAAUUUUAAAAAUGAUCUCCAUACAAAUUUCAUAACCCCCAAUUUUACUGGCCAUCGUGAAUGUGUUGGGUUCGUGUUAGGAUUGUGCCAUAUCGAAUCAUUUUCGUGCCACCCCACCUCAUGGCCGGCUUUAUUAUACUCCGUAACACUGUUUACUUGUUGUACUUGUUCUUAAAUUAUUUCUAAUCUUCUAUUCUUCUUCCCUCCAUUUUUAAAACUCAGAAAAAAAGGAAGCUCACAAUUCACAAUUUCAAUUAGGGUUUGAAUCUUGUAGAUGCUUCUGAACUCAAGAGUAAGUUGCCAGUCUUUCGAAAUCUGAAACGCUUGAAGCUUGGUUGUUUUGGCCUUCAGGAUUGGAAUAAAUUGGUGAUGGAGCUACUAAAUUGUGCGCCUUUCUUAGAAAAACUUACCUUGACGCUAGGAAUGUCAGGCUUGGAGAAGAACUCAAACAGUACCAGCUUGUUUGGUGUCUCAUUUCAAAAAGCUUGUAAUAAAGGAAUACGCGCAUUUAGAAUGGGAACUGGAAUUCAUCAAGUAUUUUAUGAGAAGCUCAUUAGUGUUGGAGGAGUUGGUGGUUGUACUUUGGACUAGUUCUAGUUCAAUUACACAGGACGCAAGGACAUAUUAUGAGAAGCUACCAAGAGCCUCGACUGCUUGUUCAGUAAAAAUCAAGCUACCAAGAGCUAGCCUAGUGAAGGUGUUGUUUGUUACCCAACAGAAGUCACAAUUCAUGGAAUUAUAACUUCCCACAAAAACCCGCGAAUUUAUUCACCCA